UUCAAACAUCUGUGCUGCUUUCGAUGAAUCGAAAGCAACACUGAAAAUAUUUAUUCUCGAUAUAUAUUUUUGGCAAGUGCUGCCACCUAACCAUUUUUGCGCGCCAACUUUGAAAACAGCAAGUUCACAAAAAGCGCAAGAUGGAUAAACAAAACCCCAAUAGGAAUAUACCUAGUUUCACGUCUGUUUGCGGCGCUCGCCGCAUCUGCAGCAAAUCCAAGAUGUUAUACACACGCCCCAAACCGGAUGUACUUCAAAGCAUAUUGCAAUCCAAGGCGAACUCGGAAUAUAAAUCGCGCCGGUUGUGGUAUGAACUCAAUAUGCCAGAAUGCGCUAGUCAUCUAUUUGAUGGCCAAAUGCUGUCCGAUCUGCCCGAAAGUUUGACCUGUGGAAAAUCGCGAACGCGUCGAAGGCAUUCCGAUAAACCAGACGAUGGUGAGUCCAGGAGUAAGGGCACAUCAAAUUAUAUGGUCAUGCGGCAGGAGCGUGAGCAUUUCCGUGCCAAGCUCGUCGAGCUGAUAUUGCACAUGGAAGACAAUCCAGAUCCCACAGCGGAGAAGAUAGAUACCUUUCCCGAUCAAGGCGAGCGCGAAGUCCUUCGCUAUUAUUACUACAUUAAGCAUGGCAUUGACACCAUUCAUGUGUCCACCAUUAGCAAAAAGACCCUCAAGAGGAUAAAUAAUCUAGUGCCGGCCCUAUUAAAAAAAUGGGAUUCAGCAUUUGUUGAGAACAUUGCCGAGGUGCGUUCCGAUUAUGUGUUUGCCAUGAAGAAGGCUGUCGUAGAUUUUGUUCUCCGCCACUCGGUACUGGACCGACUGACCCAGGAGGGUGCACCAGCUAAGUUCGAAACGGCAGAACGUCGGGAAAUUGAAAAGUUGAUGAACCAUUGGCGCUAUCGUUACGAUGAGAAUCGCAAUCGCCUCAAGACGACACUGUUUUCUAUCCAUCGGAGCGUUGCCAGCAUUCUGGAAGUAUGGAGCAUGAAGUACAGCACCAAGACCUUGGUCAAUAUCGAGGAGCUUAGCAAGAUCGAAGAGCCGUUCACCCUAUUCAAUUUUGUCUAUCUGUGUGGCGCCCAAAUAGACAGCGGCAAGACCAUGCUGGAGGAUGUCUGGUAUGGUGAGAUACACACGACACUGCUGAGGGCCAGUAAACGUGGCCAAUUGCCGGAUAUACGGCGCAUGACAUUGGUCAAGCGCUUCUUCAAUUGUGUUGCCGCUUUGAUGACCCAACAACUGGAGGAUAUUUGCAUACGCAGCCUCAAAGCAUUCGCCGAUUAUGUUUGUGAUUUUGGUAAAUCGAAUCCCGGCUUUGAAAUCUCCUGUAUAUUGGCCGAGGAGGAUACGAUUACAUUUAAUCCGGGCUUCUCGAAAAUUCAAAGCGAACUGUUGCGCGUCAUUGAUUCGAUUGUGCAUUCUGUGCAAAUAAUGCCACGCAUCGAGGGUAAACUGUACACGGAUCUCAAGAUCUCCAAGAAGCUCUUCCUGACGCCCACUGUGCCGGAUAGCAUUGUGGCCGAUACAAAGAACAGGAUAUGUAUGAUGCUGGAGGAGCAGCGCAUUGGACCAGAGCUGCGUCUACAGGACUUUGAUGCAUUCAUUGAUCUGAUUAAUGGCGUGGAUUCGGAACGCUGUGGUCGCUUCAUGGAGAGCGACGCCUCGUUUGACCAGUAUACGGAAAUGGUUUACGAGUACAGGGAGAAGGAAGAUCGCAUUGCGAAAGAGGUGUGGGGCAUUAUACGCAUGGGCCUCUAUGAGUUUCAUCGGGACAGUUUCAUCACACAUCUGGAGCAGUUGGCUAGGCAAUUGCAAUCGGAUCUGCUAGCUCGCAUGGUGGCCGAUCAGCAGACGCGUAUCUCGCGGCUGGGCAAGGAGUACGAUAUGAUUGCGAAGAAGGCGUUAACCGUGCCCAAGGACACGGCCGAACUAAUGGAGCUCAAGGCAUAUGUUGUGCAUGCCGAGGAGAAUUUAGUGCCCGAAAUGGAGGCGCGUCUGAAGAUCAACAUGAAUGAAAUACUAUGGCUAAUGGAUCAGACACUCUACUCGCCGCUGGAGAUUAAGAAUAAUAGCAACACCUUUCAAUGGUAUUUGAAACUGGCCUCGGUGUUUGAUCAACAUCGCCUUAUCAUUGCCGAAAAGAUGAUCGAGUACCAGGAGCUGCUCAAGAAGCGCAUCGAGAUGUUCCGUCGCGAGCUGCAGAACUAUUACGACCAGGUCCAGCUUUACGAUACUUGGGGCGAUAUCAAACAGCUGUCCAAGUAUAAGAAACGUGCCGCUUUGCUGGAUCAGCGGCUGGUAAAUGCCAUGGAGACCAUCGAUCAGAUAAAUGAGGAGGAGACCGCCUACGGUUGGGAUCUGUCGCAAUAUCCGGUGCGAAAGAAGGCGCACGAUCAGCUAAAGCCCUAUAAAAAUCUUUUUGAUGCCGGUCAGGACUUUAUUGACAAGUGGGAGCUGUGGAUGUACUCGCAAGUCGGUUCCUUUGAUCCGGAUGAGAUUGAUCAGGAUGUGGCCAACUUUUAUCGCAUCAUCCAGAAGCUGGAGAAGCAAAUGGGCGAACAUCCCACUACCAUGCAGCUCAUAUUGGAUGUGAAGGAGCAAAUUGAGCUCUUCCGCGGACAUAUGCCUAUCAUUAACACCCUGGGCAAUCCGGGCAUGAAGGCGCGCCAUUGGGAACAAGUAUCCGAAAUAAUUGGCUUCCCCAUCAAGGUGUCGCCCGAGCUGACGCUGGAGAAGAUCAUCGAAUAUCAGCUGGAUGAGUAUGUGCCCAAAUUUGAGGCUAUUUCGGAGAGCGCCACCAAGGAGAACAAUCUCGAAAAGGCCAUGGUCAAAAUGGCCAACGAAUGGGAGGGCGUCGAGUUCUCCAUAUCGCCAUACAGGGAUUCUGGUACCUUCAAGCUGUCUGCCGUGGAUGACAUACAAAUACUGCUGGACGAUCAAAUCAUCAAGACGCAGACAAUGAAGAGUUCACCCUACAUCAAGCCAUUCGAGGCGGACAUACUCAAGUGGGAGGCGAAGCUUAUGCUGUUGCAGGAAAUUCUGGACGAAUGGCUGCGCGUGCAGGCCACCUGGAUGUAUUUGGAGCCUAUAUUCAGCAGUCCAGAUAUUCAGCAACAAAUGCCCGAGGAGGGACGUCGCUUCAGUGCGGUGGAUAAGAUUUGGAAGGAGCUGAUGAAGCAGGUGGCCUCGGAUCCGCGUGUGCUGACCGUCGUUCAAAUUGACAAGAUGAACGACAAAUUGAAGAAGGCGUACUUUUUGCUGGAGAUCAUCCAGAAGGGUCUCAAUGCUUAUUUGGAGAAGAAGCGCUUGUACUUCCCACGCUUCUUCUUUCUGUCCAAUGAUGAACUGCUCGAGAUUCUGUCGGAAACGAAGGAUCCGACACGCGUACAGCCGCAUCUCAAAAAGUGCUUCGAGGGCAUGAGCACGCUCAACUUCAACGAGGAACUGGAGGUUAUCGCCAUGCGCUCCUCGGAGCGUGAAGAGGUCAUUCUGGCGGAUGUCAUAUCCACGGCCAAGGCGCGUGGCCAGGUGGAGAAAUGGCUGCUGGAGCUUGAAAUCGACAUGAAAAAAAGUGUUCAUCAAAAGAUAUCCGAAGCCUUCUACAGCUACGUUAAGAUGCAGCGCAGCAUUUGGGUACUCACAUGGCCGGGUCAGACUGUGCAGUCCAUAUCGUUGACCUAUUGGACACUGGAGAUAACCGAAUGCUUUGUCAGCGAAACGCCCAAAGAGAAUCUGGCCAAGUAUCUGCAAAAGUGCAUGAAUCAAAUUAUGAAAAUUGUCGAUCUGGUGCGCGGUGAUCUCAACACACAGAAUCGCAUAACAUUGGGCGCCUUGGUCGUACUGGAUGUCCAUGCACGCGAUGUGCUUGCCGAAAUUGUGGCCAAGGAGGUGGAAGACCUGCAGGACUUUCAGUGGUUAUGCCAGCUGCGCUAUUACUGGGAGGACAACAACCUGGAUACGCGCAUGAUCAACUGCUCCCUGCCCUAUGGCUAUGAGUAUCUGGGCAAUACGACACGACUGGUGGUCACUCCGCUGACAGAUCGUUGCUAUCGCACGCUGUUUGCCGCCCUGAAUUUGCAUUUGGGCGGCGCACCGGAGGGGCCGGCUGGCACUGGCAAAACGGAGACUACCAAAGAUUUGGCCAAGGCCGUCGCCAAGCAGUGUGUCGUAUUCAAUUGCUCCGACGGCUUGGAUUAUCUGGCGCUGGGCAAAUUCUUUAAGGGAUUGGCUUCAUGCGGCGCCUGGUCCUGCUUUGAUGAGUUCAAUCGUAUUGAUCUGGAGGUGUUGUCUGUGGUCGCACAACAGAUUCUCACCAUACAGCGUGGCAUUAACUCGGGCUUACCCACAUUGGUGUUUGAGGGCACAACCUUAACGCUGGAUCCCACUUGUGCGGUCUUCAUCACAAUGAAUCCCGGCUAUGCGGGACGAUCCGAGUUGCCUGAUAAUCUAAAGGCUCUCUUCCGCUCUGUGGCUAUGAUGGUGCCGGAUUAUGCCUUAAUUUCCGAAAUUGAACUUUACUCGUAUGGUUUCCUAACGGCCAAGCCGCUUUCUGUCAAGAUUGUGGCCACGUAUCGCCUGUGCUCGGAACAGCUUAGUACCCAGUGCCAUUAUGAUUAUGGUAUGCGAGCUGUCAAAUCUGUGCUGAAGGCGGCGGGCGCCUUGAAGUUGCGCUAUCGCGAUGAGAAUGAGGAUAUACUGGUGUUGCGCUCCAUUAAGGAUGUCAAUUUGCCCAAGUUCUUGAAUCAGGAUAUACCGCUAUUCCAGGGCAUUACCUCCGAUCUGUUCCCGGGCGUCACACUGCCUGAGGCGGACUACGUGCUCUUCAAUGAGUGCACGCAAAUGGCCUGCGAAAGGCAGAACAAACAAUGCACACCGUUUGUCCUGGAGAAGGUGCAACAGCUCUACGAGAUGAUUGUGGUGCGUCAUGGUCUGAUGCUGGUGGGUUAUCCAUUUGGCGGCAAGAGCACAACCUAUCGCGUACUUGCCGAGGCGCUGGAGUGCAUGGAGAAAAAGGAUGGCUCCGAAAAUGGUGCUAUAUACACUAUAAUCAAUCCGAAGGCCAUAACCAUGGGCCAGCUUUAUGGCCAAUUCGAUGCCGUUUCUCAUGAGUGGAGCGAUGGCAUUUUGGCUGUCAAUUAUCGCAUCUUUGCCGUCUCCGAUACGCCCGAUCGCAAGUGGCUAAUAUUUGAUGGGCCCGUGGAUGCCAUUUGGAUUGAGAACAUGAACACUGUGCUGGAUGAUAAUAAGAAAUUGUGCCUUAUGUCCGGUGAGAUUAUACAGCUCUCGAAUACCACGAAUCUCAUAUUUGAGCCUAUGGAUCUGGAGGUGGCCUCACCGGCUACCGUUUCGCGUUGCGGCAUGAUCUAUUUGGAGCCCAGCUCGCUGGGCUGGGAACCGCUGGUGACCUCCUGGAAGAAUACUCUGCCCGCUGCUUUUCACAGCGUAAGCAAACAUCUGAUCUCAUCGAUGAUUUCACGUUUCUGCCCGCUGCUGUUGCACGUGGUGCGCAAGGGCUUGCGCGAAAUUGCCCCCACCUCGGACACCAAUCUGAUGGUUAGUCUGAUGAAUUUCUUUGAGUGCUACAUUGAUGAUUUCCGUGACGAGAAAUAUGUGGCAAACAUAUCUGAUUUGGAUUUUCGCGCACAAACCGAAGGCAUUUUCCUAUUCUCAGCGAUUUGGUCACUUGGCGGUUCCCUAACCGCCGAGAGCCGGGACAAAUUUAAUAUAGUCUUUCGUGCGCUUAUGGAGAAGACCUUUCCACAGAGCCUAUAUGAUGCCUAUGGCGUUACAGAGGAUUUAUAUGUAGAGCCGCUGGCGAAACCUUUCAUAUUUCCCAUACCCAAACAUGGUUCAGUCUUUGACUAUCGCUACAUAAAGGAGGGCAAAGGCAAAUGGAAGCCCUGGCAGGAUGAUGUCAAUUCCGCACCACCGCUGCCACGCGACAUACCAGUUAAUCAGAUUAUCAUACAGACGAACGAGAGUGUGCGCAUUGCAGCCGUCCUGGAUCUGUUGGUGCGACAUGGCAAGCCGCUGAUGCUGGUGGGACCCACGGGCACCGGCAAGAGUGUCUAUGUGAUAGAUUAUAUGCUAAAGAAAAUGGAUUUGAGUGUGUACAAGCCACUGUUGAUCAGUUUCUCGGCACAGACAUCGGCUAAUCAGACGCAGGACAUAAUCAUGUCCAAGCUGGACAAGCGACGCAAGGGCGUCUUUGGGCCACCUCUAAAUAGUCGCUUUGUCAUCUUUGUAGAUGAUGUUUCCAUGCCACUGAAGGAGAACUAUGGCGCCCAGCCGCCGAUUGAAUUGCUGCGCAUGAUGCUGGAUCAUAUGAUGUGGUACGAUCGCAAGAAUAUUGUGCCCAUGAAAUUGAUUGAUUUGCAAAUGAUUACCGCUAUGGGUCCACCGGCGACGGGCAAUACGGUGACGCCACGCUUUCAGCGUUUCUUUAAUGUGGUAUCCAUCGAUGAUUUCAAUGAUGAUAUUAUGACCACCAUCUUUGGCAAAAUUGUGCUCUGGCAUUUGGAUGCGCGCGGCUUCUCGAAGGAGUUUGAUCCGUGCAUCGAUGAGAUUGUCAAUGCCACAUUGAGCGUCUACAAUGAUGCCAAGCUGAAUCUUUUGCCCACACCAGCUAAAUCGCAUUAUCUGUUCAAUUUGCGUGACUUUUCGCGUGUUAUACAAGGUGUUCUUCUUUCGGUGCCGGAGGCCACGGAGGAUAUGAACUCGAUGCGUAGGCUGUGGGUGCAUGAGGUUUUGCGCGUCUACGGCGAUCGUUUGGUCGAGGAUGCGGAUCGUACCUGGCUAUUUGGGAAACUAUGCGCCACUGUGCAGGAUUGCUUUAAUCUCGAUGCGUCGCGUCUGUUUGCACGCUUUGUGGGUCAGGGCAAAAAACUGGAAGAGUCCGAUUUCCGACAAUUGAUCUAUUGCGAUUUUACCAAUCCGAAAGCGGAUACCAAGAACUAUGUUGAGGUGCAGGAUGUCGAGGAGUUGCGCGUCGUUGUGGAGGCCUAUCUAGUUGAAUAUAAUAAUAUGUCCAAGAAACCAAUGAAUCUGGUACUUUUCCGCUUUGCCAUCGAACAUUUAUCGCGCAUAUGUCGCAUCAUAAAGCAGCCACGUAGUCAUGCUCUGCUCAUCGGUGUCGGCGGCUCCGGGCGUCAGAGCUUGACUCGUUUGGCUUCGCAUAUAUGCGACUAUGAGCUCUUUCAAGUGGAAAUAACUCGAUUGUAUGGUCCGUAUGAGUAUCAUGAGGAUAUCAAAUCCAUAUUACGUAAAAUUGGUGCCUCUGAAAUGCACGGCGUUUUCCUCUUUACGGACGUUCAGAUCAAAGACGAAUCUUUCCUGGAGGAUAUCAACAAUCUGUUAAACUCCGGCGAGGUGCCCAAUCUGUUCUCCAACGAGGAGAAAAUCGAGGUGGUCGAAAAGAUGGCACAAAUCGACAAACAGCGCGACAAGGCCGUACAAACUGAUGGCAGUCCCGUUGCCCUAUUUAACUUUUUCGUUACGACGUGCAAGGAUCAACUUCACAUUGUCCUGGCCAUGUCGCCGAUUGGCGAUGCCCUGCGUAAUCGUAUACGGAAAUUCCCCUCGAUUGUCAAUUGUUGUACGAUUGAUUGGUUCCAACCCUGGCCGGAGGAUGCUCUGCUCGCGGUAUCCACACGUUUCCUGGCCGCCGAGGAGCUGACUGCCCUGGAGCGCAAAACAGCCAUCGAUAUGUGCAUGGAGUUCCAUACAUCCACACAGGAGCUGUCGGCCAAGUUCUUUAGACGACUGCAUCGCUAUAAUUAUGUGACGCCUACAUCCUAUCUGGAACUGAUACAGACCUUUAAGGCAUUGCUUAGCCAAAAGAGAAACAAUAUAACCAUGAAUCGGAAUCGCUAUUUGACGGGCAUCUCGCAGCUGGAUAUUGCCGCACAGCAGGUGGCCGUCAUGCAGGAGCAGUUGCAGGCACUGGAGCCAAAGCUAAAGGAGGCCUCCGAGAUUGUAGCCGAGCAGGUGGCCAAGGUGACGGCGGACAGUAAAAUUGCCGCCGAGCAGCGGGAAAUGGUCAAAGAGGAUGAGCAGGCGGCCAAGGUGCAGGCAGCUGUUGCCCAAGAGAUCAAAGAUGAAUGCGAUGCCAAAUUGGGCGAGGCGUUGCCCAUUCUGGAGGCCGCCCUAUCAGCCUUGAACACACUGACCACCGCUGAUAUUGCUGUGGUGAAGACCAUGAAGAGUCCGCCAAUUGGAGUGCGCAUCGUUAUGGAAGCCGUUUGCAUUCUGAAGGAUAUGAAGCCCGACAAGGUGCCAAAUCCGAGUGGUCUGGGCACUGUCGAGGAUUACUGGGGUCCGUCAAAGCGUGUGCUCAGCGACAUGAAGUUCCUGGACAGCUUGCUCAACUUUGACAAGGACAACAUACCGCCGGAGGUCAUGAAGAAAUUGCAACAGCGCAUUCUCACCAAUGAGGCCUUCGAUCCCGAAAAGAUCAAGAUGGCAUCCACGGCUUGUGAAGGUCUCUGCCGCUGGGUCAUUGCUCUGUCCAAAUACGAUGUCGUUGCCAAAGUUGUGGCGCCCAAGAAAAUUGCCUUGGCUGCAGCCGAGGCCGACUACAAUGCGGCCAUGAAACUGCUCAACGAAAAAUUGGCCCAACUGGCCCGCGUCGAAGCGAAUCUGGCGGCCAUUCAAAAGAUUCUCGACGAACAGUUGCGACAAUAUGGUAUUCUUCUGUCGGAGCAUGAAGCUUGUACAAAGAAAUUGCAGCGUGCCCAGGAGCUCAUCUCUGGCUUGGGCGGCGAGCGGACGCGUUGGUCCGAAACGGCCAAAAUGCUGCAGGGGAGCUUUAAGAGUGUAACGGGCGAUGUGCUCAUUUCGUCAGGUGUCGUUUCCUAUUUGGGACCAUUCACCAUUGAUUUCCGUGUUACGCAAAUUCGUAAAUGGGUUGUGAAGUGUCUGGAUUAUGGAGUUACCUGCUCGCCGGACUUUCAGUUGGCCAUUGUUUUGGGCGAACCGGUCGAGAUUCGUUUCUGGAAUAUAUGCGGAUUGCCCACGGAUGCAUUUUCCGUUGAGAGCGCCAUCAUGAUGAAGAAUGCGCGCCGCUGGCCGCUGAUGAUUGAUCCGCAGGGACAGGCCAAUAAAUGGAUUAAGAAUUAUGAGAAGAACAACAAGUUGUGCGUUAUACGAUUGAAUCAGGCGGAUUAUACGCGUGUGCUGGAGAAUGCCAUACAAUUUGGUUUGCCCGUGCUGCUGGAAAACAUUGGCGAGGAGCUGGAUCCCAUACUGGAGGCCAUAUUGCUGAAGCAACUGUUCAAACAGGGCGGCACCAUGUGCAUUAAGCUGGGCGAUUCGGUUAUUGAGUAUAACUAUAGCUUCAGAUUCUAUAUGACAACCAAACUAAGAAAUCCCCACUAUUUGCCCGAGGUGGCGGUCAAGGUGACCUUAUUGAAUUUCAUGAUCACCACGCAGGGCUUACAGGAUCAAUUGCUGGGCAUAACCGUGGCUCGAGAACGACCCGAUUUGGAGGCGGAAAAGAAUAAUCUCAUCGUACAGGGCGCUGAGAACAAGCGUAUGCUGAAAGAGACCGAAGAUCAGAUAUUGGAGGUGCUCUCCUCGGCCGAGAAUAUAUUGGAGGAUGAAACUGCGGUCCAAAUAUUGAGCUCAGCCAAAGCUCUGGCCAAUGAUAUUAGCGAGAAGCAGAUUAUUACGGAGGCCACCGAAAAACAGAUCGAUUUGGCGCGUCUCAGCUAUGUGCCCAUAGCGGAACACUCCACAAUUCUGUUCUUUACCAUAGUGGAUCUGGCCAAUAUUGAUCCCAUGUAUCAGUACAGUUUGGUUUGGUUUGUCAAUUUGUACAUGUCCUCCAUUGAUAAUACGGAAAAGGUCGAUGAUAUCGAGGCACGUCUAAAGGACUUGCGCAAUCAUUUCACCUAUAGCCUGUACGUCAACAUCUGCCGCAGUCUCUUCGAGCGUGAUAAGCUCUUGUUCUCCCUCAUAUUGAACAUCAAUCUGAUGAAGCAUGAAAAUUUGAUUGACAAUGCUGAAUGGAUGUUCCUGCUAACUGGCGGAAUUGGCCUCGAGAAUCCGUAUAAAAAUCCAGCUGCCUGGCUGGGCGUACAAAAUUGGGAUGAAUGCUGCCGUUUAACGAGUCUUUCAGCCUUUAAAGGACUACGCGAAGAUUUCACCGACAAUUCGGCCGCUUGGAAGAUGUUCUUUGACUCGAAAACACCGCAGGACAAUAAGGACAUACCAAGUGCGUGGUCAAAGCGCUUAAGCGUAUUCCAGCAAUUGUUGCUGCUGCGCGUCUUUCGGCCGGAUAAACUGGUGCCAGCUGUCCUGAACUUUGUGGCCGGUGAGCUGGGUCAACGAUUCGUGGAUCCGCCGCAAUUCGAUUUGAUGGCCUCAUUUGGCGAUUCCCAUUGCUGUGUGCCCUUGAUAUUUAUAUUGACACCCGGCUCGGAUCCGACGGCCACGCUGUUGAAAUUUGCCGAGGAUCAGGGCUUUGGCACGAAUCGUUUGUUCUCCUUGUCGCUGGGCCAGGGACAGGGUCCCAUUGCCAUUAAGAUGAUCGAUGAGGGCGUCAAGCUGGGCAAUUGGGUGGUCCUACAGAACUGUCAUUUGGCCGCAAGUUUUAUGCCAUCACUGGAGAAGGUCUGCGAGAAUUUGCUGCCCGAUUCAACGCAUCCAGAUUUUCGACUGUGGCUCACCUCAUAUCCGGCCGAGCAUUUUCCGGUUGUGGUGCUGCAGAAUGGCAUCAAAAUGACCAAUGAACCGCCCAAAGGUUUGCGGUCCAAUAUAACGCGCUCCAUGCUCAGCGAUCCGAUUAGCGAUCUGGAGUGGUACGAGUCCUGCACACAGCCGCGCGUCUUCAAGCAGCUGAUCUACUCGCUGUGCUUCUUCCAUGCCGUCAUCCAGGAGCGUCGCUACUUUGGUCCCAUUGGCUGGAAUAUACCCUACGAGUUCAACGAGACGGAUCUGCGCAUCUCCUUGAUGCAGUUGCGCAUGUUCCUCAACCAGUACGAGACGGUCAAUUAUGAUGCCUUACGCUAUCUUACCGGCGAGUGUAAUUAUGGUGGACGUGUCACCGACGACUGGGAUCGUCGCACUUUGAAGACUAUACUGGAUCGCUUCUAUUGCCCGGCUGUAAUUGAUUUGGAGAAACCCUACUAUUUGGAUGAGACGGGCUACUAUUAUGUGCCCGUGUUCAAGGAUGUCGAAUUAUAUCUAACUUUUACGCGCGAAUUGCCGCAAAUAUCGCCACCCUCCAUCUUUGGCUUCCAUGCGAAUGCGGAUAUUAUGAAGGAUCAACAGGAAACGGAUAUGUUGCUCUCACACACACUAUUGACACAGAGACUGGAGAAAACCCAAAGAGUUUAUGUAGAUGUGCUGUCGCGACGCUUUCCCGAAAACCUAUCCCUACCCAAUUAUCCAACCUGUCCACCCUACCUUGCACUCUACCAAAUGCCAUUGAAGGACACAAGCGGCUCCCAGGACGACAGCGGGGGUACCAAGGCGCUGACGCCCGAGGAGGUGGUGACCAAUGUGGCCACCGAUAUCUUGGACAAGCUGCCCAAACUGUUCGACCGGGAGGCGGCACUCCUACGCUAUCCGACCAAAUAUCAUCAGAGCAUGAAUACGGUGCUGGUGCAGGAAAUGGUGCGAUUCAAUGUCCUGCUAAAUACAAUACGCACCAGCUUGAUAACGCUCAAAAAGGGUAUCAAGGGUCUGGUGGUCAUGUCCGCUGCCGUCGAGGCGGUCUACAAGUCUGUGCUGAUUGCCAAAAUACCCGCCAUGUGGGCCAGCAAGUCCUACCCCAGCCUAAAGCCACUUGGCAGCUAUGUGGCGGACUUUUUGCGACGUCUGGAAUUCCUGCAGCACUGGUACGACCAUGGCGCACCUUCGACCUUCUGGCUAUCGGGUUUCUUUUUUACCCAGGCUUUCCUUACCGGCGCCCAGCAGAAUUAUGCGCGUAAAUAUGUCAUUUCCAUAGAUCUGUUGGCCUUUGACUAUGAGGUCCUGUCGCUGGAGGAGACAGAUAUCAAAGGGCUGUCUGCGCCUGCCGAUGGAGUUUUUGUCUAUGGCAUCUAUUUGGAGGGCGCUUGCUGGGAUCGCAAGAACAAAUAUAUGGCCGAAUCGCGUCCACGCAUGCUCUUCGACACAAUGCCACUGAUUUGGUUGAGGCCACUGAAGCGCUCCGAUCUGCCCGAGCGGCACAAUUAUUUGUGUCCACUCUACAAGACUGCCGAGCGACGCGGCAUUCUGUCCACCACCGGACACAGUACCAAUUUUGUGGUGGCCAUGCUGCUGGACUGUAAUCCAAAUACACCCAUCGCCCAUUGGAUCAUACGCGGCACGGCGCUUCUCUGCCAAUUGAGCUUCUAAAUUGCGCGGACUUUCAAGCAGGUUCGGUAUAUAUGUACUCUAUAUAUUCUCUGUAUACCAUUUAAGCUUGUGUGUGUGUAAAAGUAAAUUGUCAGCAAUGCUGCAGACGGUCAGCAAUCUGCUCAGACGUGUAUUAAAACUGUGAAAAGUUAAA
Molecule: messenger RNA, 12492 nt
Organism: Drosophila montana
Lineage: Eukaryota; Metazoa; Arthropoda; Insecta; Diptera; Drosophilidae
Gene: Dhc36C
Product: Dynein heavy chain at 36C
Exons: 22
Coding region: 141-12338 (4065 amino acids)
Biological process (GO): microtubule-based movement
Cellular component (GO): dynein complex
Molecular function (GO): ATP binding; minus-end-directed microtubule motor activity; dynein intermediate chain binding
Source: RefSeq, a predicted model, not a curated record